CCUCGCGAUCGAGAAGGACGCACUAUCCCCGCAUGCUUAUCAGUCUGUACGCUUGCAAAUAUAUAGGAAUUAACUUUUCUCUUUGCUCACAGACGGGAACGUAGUGGCGGUUAGGAGAUGGUUUUGCAGCAUUCGCCCAGCUAGCGACGAGCGUUUGUUCUUUCAUAACAUCAGCGAGCUGCAGUCACUGCAUACUGAACUGACUUCUUACAACAAUAAACACACGCAUCACAAAGACACGGGUACUCAAGUUGAAUAUGGACUACGAAAGACCCAAUGUAGAGACCAUCAAGUGUGUUGUUGUUGGAGACAAUGCCGUGGGGAAGACUCGCCUUAUUUGUGCCCGGGCCUGCAACACUACCCUGACCCAGUACCAACUGUUGGCCACCCAUGUACCCACCGUCUGGGCCAUCGACCAGUACAGAGUCUGUCAAGAGGUCUUAGAACGUUCCAGAGACGUUGUGGAUGACGUAAGUGUGUCCCUCCGGCUAUGGGACACCUUUGGAGACCAUCACAAAGACAGACGCUUCGCCUACGGGAGGUCUGACGUCGUGGUUCUCUGCUUUUCCAUCGCCAAUCCCAACUCCCUACACCAUGUUAAAACCAUGUGGUACCUCGAGAUCAAGCACUUCUGUCCACGCACACCUGUCAUCUUGGUCGGUUGCCAGCUGGACUUGCGCUACGCUGACCUGGAGGCAGUCAAUCGAGCUAGGCGACCAUUAUCAAGACCCAUUAAACCAGGAGAUAUUUUGCCUCCAGAGAGUGGAAGGGAGGUCGCCAAAGAGCUUGGCAUCCCAUACUAUGAGACAAGUGUUUUCGACCAGUUUGGCAUCAAGGAUAUCUUUGAUAAUGCAAUCCGAGCUGCCCUCAUCUCCAGACGCCACCUACAAUUCUGGAAGUCCCACUUGAGGAAGGUUCAAAAGCCACUGUUGCAGGCACCAUUUUUGCCACCCAAAGCCCCUCCACCACUUAUUAAGAUUCCAGAGUGCCCAACCAAAAACCGGGAUGGCCCGAGGCAGCUUCUUGAGAGCCCCCUGUGCGUUGAUGUUAUGUUUGUCAUCCAAGAACACAUCCAAUUGUUUGCCCACAGGAUCUACCUGUCUACUUCGUCCUCCAAAUUCUUCGACCUCUUUCAGAUGGACUUCUCCGAUGAGUCCCAGUGCUUGGUGGUAACUGAGCGUCACGGGCGGGAUCAACUGAUGCGCACCCUAAGCCUGGACACGGAAGAGGACAUCAUGGUUCUCCCCAAUCUUUCGCCUUGCUCGCUCAGGGCAUCCAAGAGUGACGGAACCCUCAAGAUGAUGAGUUUCAGUGGAAUGCACUGGCGCACCAAGCUGUCCCUGGCCUCUUGGAGCAAGGCCUUCCAUAGCAUCCACAAGGAGAACGUGAACAAUCCGGUCACGGGUGCGCCAGCUCUUAUGACUAUUGUCAAGAUGGAUCAUUCCAUCCACCAUGGACCGUUCAGCACUGUCCUACGCUUCCUCUACACUGGUGAGCUGGAUGAGAAGGAGAAGGACCUGAUGAAGAUCGCCCAGAUUGCAGAGAUCCUAGAAGUGUUUGAUCUUAGGAUGAUGGUGGAGAACAUCAUGAACAAUGAGGGCUUCAUGAAUCAAGAGAUCACAAAAGCGUUCCAUGUGAGAAAGGCCAACCGAAUCAAAGAGUGUCUCACCAAGAAUAACUUCACAGAUGUGGUGUUCAGGUUGGAUGAUGGCACCAUUAAUGCCCACAAACCACUGCUGAUCUCUAGCUGUGACUGGAUGGCUGCCUUAUUUGGGGGCUCUUUCAUGGAGAGUGCAAAUGACGAGGUCUCAUUCCCCAACACCAGCAGGGUAUGCAUGCAGGCAGUGCUGGAGUAUCUCUACACCAAUCAGCUGUCGCCCAUGGCAGACCUGGACCCAAUGGAGCUAAUCGCCCUGGCCAACAGACUGUGCCUUCCACGGCUCAUCGCCCUGACAGAGCAAUACGCUGUGAGCGAGUUCUUAAAAGCAUCUAAAGAUGGACAGGAUAUCGAUGGAGAGGUACUCACCUAUCUAGAGCUUGCUCAGUUCCAUAAUGCUAAUCAACUUGCUGCCUGGUGUUUACACCACAUCUGCACCCAUUACAACAGGAUAUGUGCCAAUUACCGCAAAGAGAUCAAGUCAAAAUCAGCAGAAAACCAGGAAUAUUUUGAGAAGCACCGCUGGCCUCCGGUCUGGUAUCUGAAAGAGGAAGAUCACUAUCAGCGGGUAAAAAAGGAGAGGGAGAAGGAGGAUGUGGUGUUGAAUAAACAUCACUCGCGAUGGCGCUGGUGUUUCUGGAGCACAUCCCCUGCUGUUGCUUGAGUCUGUACCCUCUUGUUUUAUUUUUAAAGCUCUUAUUUUCUUUUUUUUUCUUUUUUGCUAGGAAGAAACAGGCCACUCUACAUGAGCAUUCGGUUUGAAGCACAAUCUCAAUGUCCAAUCAAUGCUGGCCAUCGAAUAGGGAUAUUACUUAAGGUGUAAUAUUUGUUUUAAUAAUCGAGCUGAUGUGUUGGACUUGGUUGUGAUCUGACUGUGUUAGAAGCAUAAGAAUCACUUGAGACACUAAGAUGAUUAGGGAGUGAUUUUUCUUGUCUUUCCUUUUUCACUUAAGUGCUAUAUAGUGUAUAUUUGCAUUAACACAUUUUAAACUGUUAAAUGAAAUCAUCAAAGCGGAAAAUGCUCAUUAUGCCACUAAUUCUGAGCACAUGCAUUGAUUUACAAAAUUUCCAAUAUACAAUUCUGAGUUCAGGCAAAUUUUGGGUAAUGUGGUAAGCCUGUUUAUUGGACAACUUGUGAGCAAAAAUUAAGAGCACUUGAGGUUUGGGCUCGCUGUAGAUUGUAAUAUAAUGGAUGUAGUUUGAUCAUUGUGAUUGUAAGAGCUUACAGCAUUCAGCCCUAUGUAUGAACAUCAGGGACAGGAACGCAGUAGAUGGGUCAUUCCUCUUACGCAGCAUAUUUUGAACUUUUUUUUUCCCUAAAAAAUGCAUCGUUGCAUUUCUGUAAAAGGAUAUGCUAAACUUUCUGAAAUAUGUUCUCGUAAAACUCAGGCACUUAAAAUGUAUAUUGUUAUAACUUGAUUGAUUUACACAAGAACAAAAAUCAGGAAAAAAGUUACAGGAUGAUAUGGAAUAUGGUGGAAAAAAAUAUGCGAUAGGAGGAAAAUGUAUAUUUCGAAGCUUUGCGUUCACGUGCAAAUUUUUUGUGUUCCCCCAUGAAAUAUGGCAUUUGCUUGCAAAAGUUUUGCAAUCCAGUUUUCAAUCAGAAAUGCUAGUUAAUUUCAUGAAUAAUUACAAUAAAUCGGCAUGUAA
Messenger RNA from Sinocyclocheilus anshuiensis, 3307 nucleotides. Its product is annotated as rho-related BTB domain-containing protein 1-like. The coding region runs from base 258 to 2321 and encodes 687 amino acids. Gene Ontology annotation, molecular function: protein binding; GTPase activity; GTP binding. Gene Ontology annotation, biological process: small GTPase-mediated signal transduction. Lineage: Eukaryota; Metazoa; Chordata; Actinopteri; Cypriniformes; Cyprinidae. The transcript has 10 exons. The record is from RefSeq and is a predicted model, not a curated record.